Panicum virgatum (switchgrass) is the source of this 2336-nucleotide messenger RNA. RefSeq lists its product as uncharacterized. NCBI's taxonomy places the organism in Eukaryota, Viridiplantae, Streptophyta, Magnoliopsida, Poales, Poaceae. Bases 769 to 2025 code for a protein of 418 amino acids. The transcript is spliced from 5 exons. The record is from RefSeq and is a predicted model, not a curated record.
CGCAUCGGUCCCUCCCGUGUCCCGUCCACCUCCGCGCUCGCCGCCGGUUGCUUGGCUCCCGCUCGCCCCCGCGUCCGCCGGCCGCCGGCCGCCCGGCUCCCGCCCGCCUCCGCGUGCGCCGCCAGCCCGCCCGGCUCCAGGUGGCCUCCAUGCGCGCUGCGGACUCCCGCCUGCGUCCGUGCGCGCCGUAGGCCGCCGUCCGCCUCCUCCUCCCCUCCCGAGGACAAGGUGGGAAAUAGCGAGGAGGAGCCGCGGGGAGCAGAUUUUUUUUGGCUCCCGCUCCGCCAAACCGCUCCAGUCGGCGGAAUUUUAGGGGCUCUCUUUGCCUCGCCUCAACUCGACUCGCUCUCCUCUCUUCCGCAUUCGCUCGCCGGCCACCAGGCUGCUCCACUCCCGAUUCGCCGCCCCCCCCCUGCUCCAGUAGCGCCGCCACCCGACGCCGAGCUGCUCCGGAGCACCGGUAUGCACCGCUUCCCCCGUCAAGAAGGUUUCUCCGCCCGUCCCCGGGGGUGGAGCGGUGCCGUUGGCCGCUAGGGAGGAGCCGGGACUAGCGGGAAGCACACCCCACUAGUAAGCCACAAUCAGGGGCAUUUUUAUUACUCCUACUUAGCGGUGAUGGCAGCAACCGAACAUAGUGAUUGAAGGAGCUAGGUGCUCAGCCAUGCUGUCUGAAUAGGGAAUUAGGGUUACUUUUGGUGGAUUUGCAGCAAGGAAAUCUGGGAAUGGAUUUGCAUGCUGCUUAGAGUGCUGUAUUAAAGUCUAAUUGGGAUGGGUUCAUUAUGCUGCGUGGCAGCGCGGCCACAUGGGACAAGCACAGCGAGCCGGGAGUGGUCCUCUAUUGGCCGAAGCGACCAGACCUGGCGGACUAAUGCUGGCUUCUCCCCACCUGUGUCUAGGGGGUGGGAGUACAGGAUCAAUUCGGAAGGGUUGUCUUAUGGAUCCCGUGGUGAUAGCGGGGUUGCUGCGAAUUACGGGUCAUCACUAUCAUCAAAUAGUAAAGAGGCUAGUAGGAGCUGGGAGAGGAAUGAACUUCCGCAAGAGCAUCGUUACUCUACAUCUGAGGGUGCCAUUUCCUAUUUCAACAGCCCAGAUGUCAGCUUCCAGAACCAGCAUGUUAUGCUGCCCAUACUGCAUGAUUCUAGCGUUGAUGAAUACAUGAGAGUUUCAGUUGCUGAGCCGAUUGGUGCUUUAUUGUUGUCAGAGGGAAUAUCAGGACAGCAGAAUAGUGGUGGUUCCACCUCCUCUCGUUCUGAGGGAAGUGAAUAUGAUAUAUUACCUAAAUCAUACUCAUCAACGCCCCGCAACUUCCCAAGUCGUCGAUCAUUCUUGUCAAAGCCAGUCCAUCCUCUUUCAUUUCCAGAACAUGCACUAGAAGCACAAGGAAAUCAAAGUCCUGUUGCCAGUGCAAGCUCCAACAAUCCUCUGCACUCUGAGUACAAGGGAACAGGAGAGGUUCGCUCUCCAGGUCCCAUGGACUAUGGCAGUGGCAAUCAUGGGGAGUCAGGAAAUUGGAGUGCUGCAAGUAGCAUGGAUCUUACUGAUGUAUCAGAACGACCUGAAGCUGAUCGAGCUGGACCACUGCGUUCUAAUAAUAUAAUGCAGAAAACAAGGUGUGACCUUUGUGAGAGGCUUUUGACUAAGAGAUCACCUUGGGGUUCUCGUCGAAUUGUGCGCACUGGAGAUUUGCCGGUUGCUGGUGUUCUCCCAUGCUCCCAUGUCUACCAUGCUGAGUGCCUGGAGCGGACGACUCCAAAGGGGCAGAAGCAUGACCCUCCUUGCCCUGUGUGCGACAAGCUGGCUGGUAAAGAUACCGAGCACUGGUCGAUUUGCAGGUUAAAAAACGGAUUCCCAAGAUUGCGUUCCCUAGGGGAAGGGCCUUCUCGAGUUUGGAGCUGUGCUCAUGCUGGAGAGUGUGCUGCUGGGGCUGUCCAGAUACCAAGAUCAAAUAGCAUUGCACUAUUAACUCGGGAGUGGUCACAAGAGGCAUGCCUCUUUGAAGGGAGAUCCUGGGAAAGACUUGGCUGAAACAUCAAAAAGUGCUUGCAUGUAGCUUCCUAGUGCCCUUCCGUAGGUAAUGUUCAAGACCUUGCAUUGUUGUGGUCGCAAGGUAAGAUGUAUGGGCACAGUCGCAUAGAUGUUGACAUGGCUUGAUGGCCCGGCUAGGAAAUGACGUAGAUAUACCUGUGUAGCUGACUAAAUUGACCUAUCAGUUAUCAGGAUUGCCACUUCUGCAUGUUGCCUUGUAUCUGUACCGAUUAAUUUUAUGGGCUGACACUGUUCCUGAUGAAGUUGUCUAUGCUGGGAAUGUAAGAGUGUAGGACCGUGGGUCAACUGGU